This is a messenger RNA of Fusarium oxysporum Fo47, 1605 nucleotides long. Its product is annotated as cycloalkanone monooxygenase. Bases 1 to 1605 code for a protein of 534 amino acids. The transcript has a single exon. Gene Ontology annotation, molecular function: flavin adenine dinucleotide binding; NADP binding; N,N-dimethylaniline monooxygenase activity. Lineage: Eukaryota; Fungi; Ascomycota; Sordariomycetes; Hypocreales; Nectriaceae. The record is from RefSeq and is a predicted model, not a curated record.
AUGGGAUCCUUGCCUGAAACCCUCGAGGUCGAUGCUCUCGUCGUCGGUGCCGGAGUUGGAGGCAUCUACUCGACCUACAAGCUUACUAAGGCGGGGCUUAACAUACAAUGUAUUGACAUGGCUAGUGAUGUCGGUGGUACGUGGUUCUGGAACACCUAUCCUGGCGCCAUGAGUGACACAGAAACCUACCUGUAUCGUUAUUCGUGGGACAAGGAAGAUCUACGAACUUACCCAUGGUCGCAACAUUAUGUCUACCAGCCUGAGAUUCUCAACUACCUGCGACACGUCGUAAAGAAACACGAUCUUCGGAAAUGCAUGCGCUUUUCGACCGAGAUGGAGUCAGCGUCUUGGGAUGACAAAGACGGCAAAUGGAUCAUCUCAUGCUCAGGCGAUCUGGUCAUCAAGACCCGCUACUUGGUGAACUGCCUGGGGCUCCUGUCGAAGCCCAACUACCCUGACAUCCCCGGUAUCUCUUCCUUUGCCGGCGACAUCGUCCACACAGCGAAGUGGGAUGACAAAUUGAAGUUGGAGGGGCGAAGAGUCGGUAUUAUCGGCAAUGGGUCAACGGGUGUUCAGGUCAUGACGGCGAUAGCUCCCAAGGUUGGUCGUCUUGUCUCGUUCCAACGCCAUCCACAAUAUUCGGUCCCUAGUGGCCAAGGCCAGAUUCCUGACGGAUACCGUGAAAAGAUUAACGAAAACUACGAUGAGAUCUGGCGAGACGUAUGGUCCUCAUCAACCGCUUUCGGUGUACCUGAGAGCACGCGGAAGACAAUGGAGGUCACACCUGAAGAACGUCGUCAAGCGUUCCAGGAAGUCUGGGAUAAGGGCAACGGCUUCCGCUUCAUGUUCAGUGCUUUUGGCGACAUCACGACAAACCUCGACGCGAACGAGGAAGCGUGCAACUUCAUCCGCAGCAAGAUUGACGAAAUUGUCAAGGAUCCCAAGAAGGCCAAGGCGCUGAAGCCAUGCGAUCUUUACGCCCGACGGCCUCUUUGCGACUCAGGUUAUUAUCAAAUCUUCAACCGCGACAACGUGGAUAUCGUGGAUCUUCGAGAGACACCUAUUCAAGAAAUUGUACCGGAGGGUAUCAAGACCAAGGACGGCGAAGUGCAUAAACUCGACGCCUUGAUCUUUGCCACCGGCUUCGACGCAAUUGAAGGCAAUUACCUGCGUAUCAAGAUAACAGGGCGAAACGGAAGGUCUAUCAAGAAACACUGGGAGAAUGGCUCAACAGCCUAUGGCGCAAUCGCGUGCUCUGGCUUCCCCAACAUGUUCAUCGUGUCUGGGCCACAGGGAGCGUUUGCUAAUUUCCCCGUUGUCAUUGAAAGCGAGAUUGACCUUAUCACCGAGUGCAUUCUACAUGCUGAGAAGAACAAGCAGAAUCACGUCAUGGAGGUUUCACACAAAGCGGAGCAGCAGUGGAGCGAUCUCUGUGAUCAGCUGGUAGAGGGCUCACUGUUCAAGACAACUGCCAGCUGGAUCUUUGGGGCGAAUGUUGAGGGGCGCAAGUCAAGUACAAAGUUUUACUUUGGCGGUCUCAAUCGCUACCGGGAGUGGGCACAGAAGGAGAUUAAGGAAGGGUUUCCCGGUUUUGCUGGUUCUUGA